This is a messenger RNA of Passer montanus (Eurasian tree sparrow), 601 nucleotides long. It is a transcript of the gene HINT3, whose product is annotated as histidine triad nucleotide binding protein 3. The record is from RefSeq and is a predicted model, not a curated record. Lineage: Eukaryota; Metazoa; Chordata; Aves; Passeriformes; Passeridae. The transcript is spliced from 5 exons. Gene Ontology annotation, molecular function: catalytic activity. Bases 61 to 567 code for a protein of 168 amino acids.
GCGGGCGGAGCCGCCAGCGGGACCGGGACCGGGAACAGGAACAGGAACGGCAGCGCGGCCAUGGCCGGGCCUGAGGCCGCGGGAGUCGCCGCCGCUGAGGGGAGCGGAGCCGGGAAUGGCGGCCGCGAUGGCUACGACGGGAAGUGCGUGUUCUGCAGGAUCGCCCGCCGGGAGGAGCCGGGCACGGCGCUGCUCCCCUGCCAGGAUGAAGACCUUGUUUGCUUUAGAGACAUAAAACCCGGUGCCCCCCACCACUACCUGGUGGUGCCCGUGAAGCACAUGGGAAACUGCAAAACGCUGAAGACAGAGCACAUACCUCUAGUGAAGAGAAUGAUGGAAGUGGGAAAAGCUGUUCUCCAGCAGAAUAAUUUUAAUGACUUGAAUGACGUAAGAAUGGGUUUUCACUGGCCACCGUUCUGCUCCAUAGCCCACUUGCACCUCCACGUCCUGGCCCCAGCCAGUCAGAUGGGGUUCUUAUCCAGGAUCUACUACAGAAUCAAUUCCUACUGGUUUAUCACGGCUGAACAACUGAUCGAGAGACUGCAAACUGAAAAUGCUGCCAGCUGAAAGCUUGUGUUGUCAGCCAGUUUGGUCUUUGAGC